AUGGCCUCCACUCCCGAAUUCAAGAACGCAGCUACUUCCACUCUUUUGGAGUUGGUCAAGGCUCGCCGCACAUACUACGACCUCAAGGGCGAGAGCCCUGUCUCCGACGAUGUCAUUGAGAGCAUUGUUAAGGACUCGGUUCUCCACGUCCCCAGCUCCUUCAACACUCAGACCUCCCGUGUUGUCCUCCUGCUGAAGGAGGAGCACCAGAAGCUCUGGGAUAUUGCCAUUCAGAUCAUGGAGGGUCUUGUCGCCGCUGGCCACGUCCCUAAGGAAAUGUUCGAGAACUCCACCAAGCCCAAGCUGAACUCUUUCCGUGCUGCCUACGGAACCGUUCUUUUCUUCGUUGACUACGAGUCCCUUGCUGGUAUCAAGGAGAAGUUCGCCAUCUACGCCGAUAAGUUCGAUCCCUUUGCCCUGGAGUCCAAUGCUAUGUCUCAGUACCUUGUCUGGACUGCCCUUCAGUCCGAGGGCUUCGGCGCCAACCUCCAGCACUACAGCCCCCUCAUCGAUGAGCAGGUUGCCAAGACCUGGAACAUCCCCGCCUCAUGGAAGUUGGAUGCCCAGCUGGUCUUCGGUACUCCCAACUCUGAGCCCUCCGAGAAGGCCUUCGCUCCUAUUGAAGACCGCUUCAAGGUUUUCGGCAAAUAA
Penicillium vulpinum is the source of this 651-nucleotide messenger RNA. RefSeq lists its product as uncharacterized. The record is from RefSeq and is a predicted model, not a curated record. The transcript has 3 exons. NCBI's taxonomy places the organism in Eukaryota, Fungi, Ascomycota, Eurotiomycetes, Eurotiales, Aspergillaceae. The coding region runs from base 1 to 651 and encodes 216 amino acids. Gene Ontology annotation, biological process: cellular response to oxidative stress.